Drosophila albomicans is the source of this 2750-nucleotide messenger RNA. It is a transcript of the gene Ndf, whose product is annotated as cytokine-like nuclear factor N-PAC. Gene Ontology annotation, molecular function: NAD binding; oxidoreductase activity, acting on the CH-OH group of donors, NAD or NADP as acceptor; NADP binding. The record is from RefSeq and is a predicted model, not a curated record. The transcript has 9 exons. The coding region runs from base 192 to 2063 and encodes 623 amino acids. Lineage: Eukaryota; Metazoa; Arthropoda; Insecta; Diptera; Drosophilidae.
UACACAAAACGCAUCACACAUACAAAGGCAAAAAGAAAAUAAGCAGGCUGCGUACGAAAAGUUGAGAAAAUUUAAUAAACGCUACCAACGGCAAAUUUGUGCUAAAACAAAUUAAACAAUAAGUUUUCUGUGUGUGUCGUCCCAAUAACAGCAGCAAGAUAACCAAGUUUAAUAUACGUCUAGAUAACAUCAUGUCGAAAAAUAAAAAAUUGUCGCUAUCGAGCGACUCGACAGAGAAAUUUAUCUACAAGCCUAAGGAUUUAAUUUGGGCUAAAAUGAAGGGAUUCACACCUUGGCCAGGCAUGAUUGUCGAGCCACCGCUGGAUCUGCUCAGUCAACAGCGACGUGCAAACACCAAAUGUGUUUUCUUCUUUGGCUCUCGCAAUUUCGCAUGGAUUGAAGAGCACAAUAUUAAACCGUUCGAGGGACCAUGGAAGGACGAACUAGCCAAAGUGAGCAAACCGGCCGCUUUUCGCCAUGCGAUGGCCGAUAUUGACAAAUAUGUGGACAAUCCCACGGAGAUUGAUGGCCAAAUCGAUGUCAGUUGCGGCAUGGGCAACCAUGCCACCGAGGCGGACUUUGACAAGAUUCGCGAUGGCCUCGACAGCGAUGAGAAUCCCGAUGCAGCAGCGGUGGCUUCCGAUACCAACAACGGCGUUGUACCGCAUGUAGUUGGCAGCCCAGAUGAUGAGUCCGAAGUACCGCCUUUAGCCAGCGAGAACAUUGCGAAUGCCGUCGCCGGUGCAACGUCUCCAGUUGUGUCGACAACGCCAACGGCCAAGAGUCAAGUGAAACGCACACCGAAAGCCAAAUCAAGCGCUGCGGUCGCUGUAAGCAGCAAACAGGCAAAUAAGGCAGCAUCAGCGAAAUCGGCCGCAGCUCAAAAGCGCCGCGUCUCCUCGCAUUUGACGCCAACUGGUCCUUUGGGAUCAAGUGGCAAGCGCGGGCGUCGCGUUGCGUCCGGUGAUGUUGAUCAGUAUGAGAGUCCGGGUGGAGAUUACGAUGGCGCCAGCUCAUCAUCGUUGGCAGCUCGUGCGCGUAUAGACACAGAAACCUUUUUGGGCACUUUAACCAAGCGAGCACCAAAUGCAAUUGCAUUGUUGGAUCGACCGGUUGUUACGCGACCGGAGACAAAGACCAUUGACAUGAACUCGCGCUCCAAUACGUUGGCAGAUCGCGACAUUGUGGCAUCGGAUCAGAUAUUUGGUUUUUUGGGACUGGGCAUGAUGGGGUCAACCAUUGUAAAGGAUUUGAUCUACACAGGGCACAAGGUUGUGGUCUGGAACCGCACCAUUGAUAAGUGCCAGCCCUUUGUGGAGGCUGGCGCAGAGGUGAAGGAUACACCCAUGGACGUCGUGGAGGCGGCAGAUAUCAUAUUCUGUUGUGUAUCAGAUCCCAAAGGCGCCAAAGAUCUCGUGUUUGGCAAUUGUGGUGUCCUGCAGCUGAAAGAUUUACGCAAUAAGGCAUAUGUGGAGAUGUCCACCAUUGAUCCGGACACUUCGUUGGACAUAGGAGAGGGCAUCAAGCAAUGUAAUGGCCGCUAUCUAGAGGCUCAAAUCCAUGGCUCUCGACAGGAAGCCGCCGAAGGCAUGCUUAUCAUUUUGGCCGGCGGUGAUCGCUCAGUCUUUGAGGAGUGCCAUUCCUGCUUUAAGACUAUUGCCAAAAAUACAUUUUUCCUGGGCACAGAUGUUGGCAACGCCUGUAAAGUGAACCUCAUUUUGCAGACCAUUCUGGGAGUCAGUUUGGUUGGCUUGGCAGAGGCGUUAGCUUUGGCUGAUCGAUUUUCCAUUUCGUUAAACGACAUCAUAGACAUAUUCGAUUUAACUUCUAUGAAAUCACCACUGCUGCUGGCCAAGGGCAAGGAAAUGGCCAAGGGCGAUUUUAAUCCGCAACAGCCAUUGAGUCAUAUGCAACGCGAUUUGCGGCUUGUGCUCAACAUGGCUGAGAAUUUGGAUCAGUCGAUGCCCGUGACGAGCAUUACAAACGAGGUGUUCAAGCAUACAAAACGUUUGGGUUACAGCGAGCAUGAUUCGAGUGCUGUAUUCGUAAGAUCCAGAUUUUAACAUUUAGUUAACACGACUACCAUUUAAACUAUACUUUAUCAUUUAGUUUAAAACCCGUACACAUAUACUAAACACACCGCCCCAUAACAUAUAUAUAUUUAUAUAUAUUUAUGAAUUCAAACUGACCCACAAAACACAUACCAAUUGAGAAACGUUAAAGGAAAUAUUUACAUAGAUGCAAGCAAAUGAAUCAUAUUUGAGUAAUUGCGAUUUGAAAUUCUACUUCAAAGCUCUUCAUAUCUCUUUCCCAACUUGCUGCAAAUUUUAAACAAUUAAAUAACGCUCGUUAACAUACACAGCAACAACUAGGAUGACUUCAAUGCUAAUUAAAGUCUAAAACUAGGAAUCGAGCCUAUAACGUAGUGGGCAGACGAAUACGUUGGCCUUGGGCUGAAGCUUACGAACGGGAACUUGGCCCCAGGGUUUGAAAAAGCUAUGAAAACAAGACACAACAAAGGUGGAGGAUUUUGAAGAAUAUUGAAGCUCAGAUAGCUAAGGCUCCACAUUGACGUAAAGAUCAAAAAUAAAAAUGCAUGAUGAAGUAUGAUAAUGUGUAUAAGCGGACAGUUGUAUACCUUGUGCGUUAUAAUAUAAAAUUCUGAUGUUAAUUUUAACAUUUAUUAUUAUCAUUAUUAUUGUUUUUGAUUUUGGUACCUAAAAUAUCAGCUGUCGUCGUUGUGCGGGCAA